Molecule: messenger RNA, 1245 nt
Organism: Lineus longissimus
Lineage: Eukaryota; Metazoa; Nemertea; Pilidiophora; Heteronemertea; Lineidae
Product: creatine kinase M-type-like
Exons: 7
Coding region: 1-1245 (414 amino acids)
Biological process (GO): phosphocreatine biosynthetic process
Cellular component (GO): mitochondrion
Molecular function (GO): creatine kinase activity
Source: RefSeq, a predicted model, not a curated record
AUGUUCGGAGCUUUCAGAAAUGCCAGCAAGCUGGUUAGAAUCUUUGCUGUUGGAGGGAGCACUGUUGCAAUAGGUGCCGCCACCUUUAUGUACAAAGAACAACUAUCUGUCCAUGCUCGCUUGGGUACAACUAAUGUCCAUCUGAGGUACCCAGCUAGUGCUAACUUCCCAGAUCUUAGCAAGCACAACAACUUGAUGGCAAAGUUUUUAACCCCUGAGAUCUAUGCCAAGCUCCGUGCCAAGACGACCCCAAAUGGCUGGACUCUGGACGGAUGCAUUCAAACUGGAGUGGACAACCCCGGACAUCCGUUCAUCUCCACUGUUGGAGCUGUGGCUGGUGAUGAGGAGUCAUAUGAGGUCUUCAAGGAUUUGUUUGACCCAAUCAUUGCAGCUCGGCACAAUGGCUACAAGCCAACCGACAAGCAUCCCACAGACUUGGACCAUACCAAGAUCAAGGGUGGAGAAUUUGACUCCAAAUAUGUCCUCUCCAGUCGUGUUCGUACCGGACGUUCCAUUCGUGGCUUGAGCCUCCCGCCAGCAUGCACCCGGGCUGAGAGGCGCGAGGUCGAGAGAGUAACAGUCAAUGCCCUGAAGAAGCUUCCUGACGAGUUCAAGGGGAAGUACUACCCACUGGAUAACAUGACUGACGGAGAGCAAGAACAACUCAUUGCUGAUCAUUUCCUGUUUGACAAGCCAGUGUCUCCACUCUUGUGCUGUGCUGGCAUGGCCCGCGACUGGCCAGACGGCCGAGGUAUCUUCCACAACGAAGGCAAGAACUUCCUCCUCUGGAUCAACGAGGAGGACCACACCCGCGUCAUCUCGAUGGAGAAGGGCGGCAACAUGAGAGCUGUCUUUGAACGAUUCUGCAAAGGCCUGAAUCUUGUUGAGCAGAACAUCAAGGCCGCUGGCUGGGAGUUCAUGUGGAAUGAACACCUUGGAUACAUCCUGACCUGCCCAAGCAACUUGGGAACUGGUCUUAGAGCUGGUGUUCAUGUCAAGAUCCCCCAUUUGAGUCAGGAUAAGCGAUUCGACAGCAUCCUUGACGCCUUGAACUUGCAGAAGCGUGGCACAGGAGGGGUAGACACUGCAGCUGUUGGAGACACCUUUGAUAUCUCAAACAAUGAUCGGCUUGGAAAGUCCGAGGUUCAACUUGUCCAGUCAGUCAUCGAUGGCAUUGACCUCCUCAUCCAGAUGGAGAAAGUCCUUGAAAAGGGCAAAUCUAUCAACGGCAUGAUCCCCAAGUAG